AUGAGUGAAUCCUCAUCUUCAUUAAAGAACCCAAACAAGGGCAACGGAGCCGACUAUGAAAAGUAUUCUUUUACUCAAACCUUGGCAGAGGUUACCGUCCAUGUUCCUGUACCAGUAGGAACCACGGGAAAACAAGUAAAUGUGGUGAUUUCUCCAAAUCAUUUGAAAGUUGGGCUCAAAGGAGGAGAAACAAUUAUUGAUGGAAAAUUAAAUGAAAAAGUUAUUGUGGACGAUUCGUUUUGGCAAAUUGAUGACAAGAAGGAAGUCAUUGUCUUUUUACAAAAAGCAAAUACCAUGCAAUGGUGGAAUAAAUUAACAGAAAAUGAUGCUGAAAUUGACACGAAAAAAAUUGAACCAGAAACAUCCAAGCUCAGCGAUUUAGAUCCAGAAGCAAGAGCAACAGUUGAAAAGAUGAUGUAUGACCAACGUCAAAAACAAUUAGGAUUACCAACAUCCGAAGAAAAACAAAAGCAAGAUUUAUUGAGAGAGUUGAUGGAAAAAAACCCAGAAGCGUUCAAACCCCCACCACGUAAACAUGAUGACUAG
Naegleria lovaniensis is the source of this 546-nucleotide messenger RNA. RefSeq lists its product as uncharacterized. The transcript has 2 exons. Gene Ontology annotation, cellular component: cytoplasm. NCBI's taxonomy places the organism in Eukaryota, Heterolobosea, Eutetramitea, Acrasida, Naegleriidae. The record is from RefSeq and is a predicted model, not a curated record. Gene Ontology annotation, biological process: protein folding. Bases 1 to 546 code for a protein of 181 amino acids.